AUGAAGACAUCGACCAUCGUCACGAUAUCCGUCGGCACGGUUGUGACCGGCCUUCUUGCUUAUGCUGUCUACUUCGAUUACAAGCGGAGAAAUGACCCUGAAUUCAGAAAGUCAUUGAAGCGGGAGUCGCGCAGACAAGCCAGAUUAGCCAAAGAGGAGGCCGAGAUCCAAGGCAAGCAAAGGAGAGAGGAGAUCAAGAAUGCCGUUCAGGAGGCCAUUGAAGAGGGUUUCCCCACGGACAUUGAAGAGAAAGAGGCAUUCUUCAUGCAACAAAUAGCGCAGGGAGAAGCGCUGGCCGGAGAUGGUUCCGAUCCUGUCGGUGCUGCUCUUUGCUUCUACAAGGGCCUCAAGGUCUAUCCGGAGCCAUCAUCACUAAUCGGCAUCUACGAUAACACCGUCCCCAAAGAUAUCCUCGAAAUCCUGGCAAUCAUGGUAGCCCAAGACAAGAGUCUCAAAGUGGGCAAUUUCGGUGCUUCCAGCGAGGGACAUUCGGACAGCGGCCCGGGUGUCGAAUAA
This is a messenger RNA of Exophiala dermatitidis NIH/UT8656, 516 nucleotides long. RefSeq lists its product as uncharacterized. Lineage: Eukaryota; Fungi; Ascomycota; Eurotiomycetes; Chaetothyriales; Herpotrichiellaceae. Gene Ontology annotation, biological process: protein import into mitochondrial matrix; tRNA import into mitochondrion; protein targeting. The record is from RefSeq and is a predicted model, not a curated record. Gene Ontology annotation, cellular component: mitochondrial outer membrane; mitochondrial outer membrane translocase complex. The transcript is spliced from 3 exons. Bases 1 to 516 code for a protein of 171 amino acids. Gene Ontology annotation, molecular function: transmembrane protein transporter activity.